Salpingoeca rosetta is the source of this 3017-nucleotide messenger RNA. Its product is annotated as Atp6v0a1 protein. The coding region runs from base 187 to 2682 and encodes 831 amino acids. Lineage: Eukaryota; Choanoflagellata; Craspedida; Salpingoecidae. The transcript has 17 exons. Gene Ontology annotation, biological process: proton transmembrane transport; vacuolar acidification. Gene Ontology annotation, cellular component: vacuolar proton-transporting V-type ATPase, V0 domain; vacuolar proton-transporting V-type ATPase complex; plasma membrane. The record is from RefSeq and is a predicted model, not a curated record. Gene Ontology annotation, molecular function: proton-transporting ATPase activity, rotational mechanism; ATPase binding.
CAACAAAUGAGAAAAAAGCCGCAUGCAUCUACCCCUCCAACAACACCAUCGCCAUCAUCACAAACAACACGGAAGCACCUUCACAUAUCGCCCCCCCCCCCCAACUUGUUGGAGAGAGCUGUGCGUGUGCGUGCGAGUUGUUGAGUGCUGCAACCACUAGGGAGGCGGUAGAAGAAUAGAGCAACCAUGGGAACGCUGUGGCGGUCGCAGGAGAUGGGGAGGGCCAAGCUGUUUGUGCCCUCCGAGGUCUCGUACGAGGUCGUCAGCGCCCUCGGCGACAUUGGCCUUGUCCAGUUCAUCGACGCCAACCCGGACCUGAACGCGUUCCAGCGCAAGUUUGUGAACGAGGUUCGCCGCUGCGAUGAGAUGGAGCGCAAGCUGCGCUUCUUCGAGUCCGAGAUUGAGAAGCUGAAGCUGGAGAUCAACGGUGCCGAGGAAGCUGCAAGCAUGCCCGCUCCCGACAUGAAGGGCAUGCACAGCAUGGAGGCAGAGUUUGACAGACUCGAGCGCGAGAUGAAGGAGAUCAACAACAACGAGCAGGUGCUCAAGAAGCAGAACCUGGAGCUCACGGAGCUGCACGAGAUUCUCAACCGCACUGCCAUGUUCUUCGACGAGGCAGAGAGCGCAACAGCCGCCCUGUCCGCGGACACUGCAGACUCCUCCAACACGCCGCUGCUUGAGGCUGACGAGCGCUCCGGGCAGCUUGCGUUUGUGACGGGUGUGAUUGCGCGCGAGCGUGUGCCCGGCUUUGAGCGCCUGCUGUGGCGCGCGUGCCGCGGUAACGUGUUCCUGCGUCGCGUGCCCAUUGACGAACCCGUGCACGACCCGACAACUGGCGACGAGAUCCACAAGGAGGUCUUCAUCGUCUUCUACCAGGGUGAACAGCUCGGCAACCGCGUCAAGAAGAUCUGCGAGGGGUAUGAUGCGACCAUCUACCCGUGCCCAAACCUUCCCUCCAAGCGCCGUGAGCUUCGCGAGGGCGUCAAGACCCGUAUCCUCGACCUCCAGAACGUGCUGCACCGCACGGAAGACCACCGCCGGCACGUGUUGUCCACCAUUGCCUUCAAGCUCGGCGGCUGGAUUGUCCAGGUCAAGAAGAUCAAGGCAAUCUUCCACACCAUGAACAAGUUCAACGUCGAUGGCACUCGCAAGAGCCUGAUUGCGGAGGUGUGGUAUCCGCUUGCGCGCGUUGAUGAGAUUCAGCAUGCGCUGCGCGUGGGCACGUCCCGCGCCGGCAGCGACAUGCAGGCCAUCCUUAACGACAUUCCCCACGACAGCAAGCCCCCGACGGCCUACUUCACCACCAAGUUCACACGCGGGUUCCAGUCCAUUGUCGAUGCGUACGGUGUUGCAACAUACCGCGAGGUCAACCCAGGUCCCUUUACCAUCAUCACCUUCCCGUUUCUGUUUGCGGUGAUGUUUGGCGACCUCGGCCACGGCUUCCUGAUGAUGCUUGUCGCGCUUAUGCUCGUCCUCAAGGAGAAGUCGCUCAAGAACUUUGACGGCGGCGAGAUUUGGGACACCAUGUUCAACGGCCGUUACAUCAUCCUCCUCAUGGGCCUCUUCUCCAUGUACACCGGCUUUGUCUACAAUGACAUCUUCUCAAAGGCCCUCUCCUUUGGCAGCGGGUGGUCCAUCUCUGAAGAGGAGAUUCCCAUGAACAUCACUGGCAGCGCCACGCUUGAGCUUCGCGCUCCUUACCUUGAUCUGAACGGCACGCUUCACAAUGGCGACCUCAGGCACGCGUACGCCUUUGGCAUCGACCCCAUGUGGCAAGUCUCCGAGAACAAGCUGACGUUUACCAACUCGUACAAGAUGAAGCUCUCCGUCAUCCUCGGCGUCCUUCAGAUGCUCUUUGGUGUCGUCCUCAGCCUCUUCAACCACAGGUUCUUCAAGAAGUCGCUUCGCAUCUGGCACGAGUUCAUCCCGCAAACGCUCUUCCUCAGCUGCAUCUUCGGCUAUCUUGUGAUUUGCAUUCUGUACAAGUGGUCGACGCCGCUGGACGAUUUCCCCAACCAGAGCGCGCCCUCGCUGCUGAUUAUGCUCAUCAACAUGUUCCUCCGCUUUGGUCUGCCCCCGCCCAAGGAGCAGGUCCUCUACGGCGACAAGGAGGGUAACCUGCAAGGCAAGGUGCAGAUGGCGCUCGUUGUGAUUGCGGUGGUGUGCGUCCCCUGGAUGCUCCUUACCCGGCCCCUCAUCCUCCGAUCACGCCAGAAGCGCCGCGAACGCGAGGCUGAAGCCCGUGUGCGUGCAGGCAUGCUGCAGGGAAGCGACGACGACCACGACGAUGGCCAUGGCGACGAAGAGCACUCGUUUGGCGAGAUGAUGGUGCACCAGGCCAUCCACACGAUUGAGUUUUGCCUUGGCUGCAUCUCCAACACGGCGUCAUACCUUCGCCUGUGGGCCCUGUCGCUUGCGCACGCCCAGCUGUCCGAGGUGCUGUGGGACAUGGUGCUGCACAACGGCUUUACCAGCUGGUACCUCCUCUUUUGCGCAUUUGCCGUCUGGGCCGUCCUCACCAUUGGCGUUCUCCUCAUCAUGGAGGGCUUGUCUGCGUUCCUGCACGCGUUGCGUCUGCACUGGGUCGAGUUCCAGAACAAGUUCUACGAUGGCAACGGCUAUCUCUUCACCCCCUUCCACUUUGAGCGCGUGCUCAAGGGCCAGGAUGAUGACGCAGCGUAGACGAGUGGCCCUCUUUUAGUUUCUCUUUUGUCUUGCCUCCCCAGCACACACCUCCACACACUUUCGCCUCGGCGCUGUUGGCUACGUGCCAUGCACACACACACAUGCACACACAUGCAUACACUCAUACGCCCACACAUGAUGUUCCCCUUUCCUUUGUGUUUAUGUUUGUUCUGAGACUACGAAGACCUGAGACUCUCCCUCCCCACACCUGUGUCAACAACAACAUGUUCGCACCACCACCACCACCAACAACAACAACAACAACAACAACAACAACAACAACAACAACAACCAAACACUGUGCUCACUCAAGUAAACUACCCACACCUCGA